AUGGCGGUUCCGGUUGUUGAUCUCCCGAACAACUCUGAUUCAUCAUCCGAUGAAGACUUCAGCGACUCCGAAGUAUCUUAUGACGAAUCCAUGGAAGACGAACCGUCGGAGUCGGAAAUCACCACUGCAAAAGAAACAGAGACGAAACGUAGCGAAGAGGAGGAGGAGGAGGAGGAGUUUUGGAUCCGUUAUCCUUAUUUGAAGAGUUUUCUGAGCACAAGCGUUGCUCAAGGUUUGAUUCCAGAGUACUAUGUUUAUGAGAGAGCCAAGCUUAUCGGAGAAGAGAAGGCCAAGGAGCUGAAUGAAAGAGGCGAGGCUUUGUUUCUCAAGGAACUUGAAGCGUGCAAGGACAAGUGUGAGCUCGUUGCGUCUGCCAUCCUCGCUAUGAAGUCCGUUAAAUGA
This is a messenger RNA of Brassica napus (rape), 402 nucleotides long. RefSeq lists its product as uncharacterized. The transcript has 2 exons. The coding region runs from base 1 to 402 and encodes 133 amino acids. Lineage: Eukaryota; Viridiplantae; Streptophyta; Magnoliopsida; Brassicales; Brassicaceae. The record is from RefSeq and is a predicted model, not a curated record.